AUGAAACGAUGUACGGCAGUUCGGCUCCUUCGGCAGCCUCUGGGUAGCGCACCGACGCAGUUCUGUCAAUGCCGCCAAAAGUCGGAGGGGGUUCCGGAAAGACCAUCGCCGUUUUUCAGAAGGCAAGAGUUCGCUCGCAAGACCGAGAAGGGCCUUGAGGGAUACGACAAAAAGCUCAAGGUCGAUUCCAUCAACAAGACAGUCGGAACAUCGGUGGGCGACCUGCCCAUCUCGCCGGUAAUGGACCCCCGGUGGAUGGAGGCUCGGACGAGGUAUAGGACUCCGAAGCCCAGGCGGCCCAAGGACGUGUUACCCGCAGGACGGUUUCGCAGGAAACUUGAGGCGAAUCCAUAUGGUUAUGAGUCGGGCGGCGACGUGACGGUGCUGGAGGACUUUGCCACGUAUGACGUCCCAAAGGCCAAGUACGAGAGGAAGUUGCCCGUCUAUGACCUCAGACGGCUGCUGGGUGAAGGAUACCUAGCGAAGCUACGGGAGACUCCCAUAUUUCGCGACAGUUCGCUGUUUGUCUUGCGCAAGCAGCGAUCUAUACCUCUCCAGCUCUACCUCUGGAAGCUGCAGGCGUACAUCGCCGAACACGACGCGCCUGAGGACAAGCACUUGUCCGAACCAGAGUCUGCGGACGACUUAAUGCAUCAGCUUGCGACAGCGACUUCUCCGCUGCAGUCGGCCAAUGCGUCUUUACCGACGCGCAGAAAUCAUUCGCGGAAUUCAAGUCAGGCGAAAGACCGGGCUAUUCCAGGUCGCUCAGAACAAAAGGGCCACAAGUCCCCGCGGAACCCCAACAAUGUGAUUGACUCGAAGUCAUCUGCUCUCCAAAGCUCAGGCCGCAGAGACUCUAAGGGAGCGUGGCAAUCGCAAGCCGGCCUCAAGAAAGACUGGGCAGCGGCGGUUUCUUCGUCUGCCUCGGCUGUGCCAGGUCGUAAAGGGCUUUGA
Colletotrichum spaethianum is the source of this 954-nucleotide messenger RNA. RefSeq lists its product as uncharacterized. The coding region runs from base 1 to 954 and encodes 317 amino acids. The record is from RefSeq and is a predicted model, not a curated record. NCBI's taxonomy places the organism in Eukaryota, Fungi, Ascomycota, Sordariomycetes, Glomerellales, Glomerellaceae. The transcript is spliced from 2 exons.